Molecule: messenger RNA, 578 nt
Organism: Mangifera indica (mango)
Lineage: Eukaryota; Viridiplantae; Streptophyta; Magnoliopsida; Sapindales; Anacardiaceae
Product: DNA-directed RNA polymerases II, IV and V subunit 12
Exons: 3
Coding region: 135-290 (51 amino acids)
Biological process (GO): DNA-templated transcription
Cellular component (GO): RNA polymerase II, core complex; RNA polymerase I complex; RNA polymerase III complex
Molecular function (GO): DNA-directed RNA polymerase activity; zinc ion binding; DNA binding
Source: RefSeq, a predicted model, not a curated record
GUGGGAUAUAGUCCUUUUCCCAUACAAAAACCGGCUGACCCUGUUGGACUGAAUAAAUCAGGGUUUUUACUUUUUAGUCAUUGAAACCCUAUAAAAUUCAGUCGUUUGACUCAAAAACUCGCAGAGCAAUCUCUAUGGAUCCCCAACCAGAACCCGUCAGCUACAUUUGCGGAGAUUGUGGAAUGGAGAACACUCUCAAGCCAGGUGAUGUGAUUCAGUGCCGCGAGUGCGGUUAUCGUAUCUUGUACAAGAAGCGUACUCGUCGCAUUGUCCAAUAUGAGGCACGCUAGCCGAUGGAUGAGAGUGGACAUGUAUAUGCUUGUGGCCUGAAGUAUUGAAGCGUACGGGCAUCCUGUUGGAAGUUGCAGAGAUCUCUUGGUUUGUAUGUCUAUAGUGUUUGAACAAGCUUGGUCUUACUAUCAUUUAAGACUUACUUUCACCCAAUUGGAUGGUGAUCGAUAUAAUUAGUUGUAUGUGUGUUUUGUGAUGAAAGUAUGUGGUGUUAAUGGAACAUUAUCAUAAAUUUAUUUGUGUUACAAUUGUAUACCAUAGUUAUUUAAAUGAUUGUUUUUUUUGUU